Cucurbitaria berberidis CBS 394.84 is the source of this 3177-nucleotide messenger RNA. RefSeq lists its product as uncharacterized. The transcript has 4 exons. Bases 399 to 2795 code for a protein of 798 amino acids. The record is from RefSeq and is a predicted model, not a curated record. NCBI's taxonomy places the organism in Eukaryota, Fungi, Ascomycota, Dothideomycetes, Pleosporales, Cucurbitariaceae.
CACCUCCACCAAGCAAGCCAUCGCGACAACUUUGUGUACAUUUACAUCACGCCGCCCGCCUCCACGAACGAACCACCAGGGACGUUGCGUACAUAGUCGCAUUGCUAGAGGCGCUGAAUAGGGUCCAAGCGAUGUUCCUCUCCUGCAGCAUUAGCCAACUUGCGCAUCGGCUGAGGUAGCCGCCUGUGAUCGGGGAAGCAGUUGCGCUUCUCACCGCGCAUGCGACCACGCUUGCGAUCUCUCACCGCGACCUCAUCCAACCCCCGCCCUCCGCCGCUUCACCUACCAACUUAAUGAUCUUCCACCCUUUUCACACGUCCUACUGGAAAUAUCACCGCCCGCCUGCGACGUCGUCUCCCUGCGACAGAUUUCUGCAGCAGAAAUAGACGCAGCACAUAAUGUCGGGCUCCGAACCACCAGAAGCCACAGUGGAGACAACGCGAUCACUCAAGCGCAAACAUCUGUCGAACGACCAACAAGAUGACGUCGAUAAGCUGGACAAGAUAUUCAAACGUAUCAAAGCCGCCGUCCCGCGCGUGCCCUACAUACUCUCUACACCCUCCAUGGACCCGUACAGAUACCACUCACAACAAGAAGCCAAUGCUUGGAUGAUGGGGCGUCUAUGGCGCCAUGACGAGGAGCACAUGCAGUACCGGACCUAUCUCUACCGCGAACCCUGCCAAGACUGCUUCGAGCUACAGGCGGGAGAAGAGGAUGAGCCCGAGCCGCAGCGGGCAAAAUCGCAGGCGUCGAAUACAGGCAAUCAAGCGGUCAAGAAAAAGAUGAACCUCUCGGCGUUCAAAGUGAAGCAAGCCAACGGCACCGUUACUCCUGGGUCAAAGGUCGUCUCUCCCAAUCUCGACCCAGCGAAGCACGCAUCGGAGCAAUCCAGUAGCGUCAAAAAGUCGGAGAAGCUGUCUGAUCCGGCGCAGAGCAAGAUGCCCAAGUCGCCCAAACAAUCUUCCAAUGACCCACGCGAAGGGCAGAGAGAAGACAAGACCAACCACGAUAGUCCUCACUCCGACCAACAGCAGCGGCCUCUGUCAUCACCCCGAAAAAGUGAUUCGUCUGAGACGAUGAUCAAAAUCGACAAACCGAACGCCUCGAAUGCUUUGGCGCAUGGGUUGCCUCCACUAUUAUCGCCAGUGCAUGACCCUCUGGACAAUCCUUAUGGACUCCCCAAUAUCCUAUCACCUACGCUACCCUCCAACAUUCAGGCAGAGCUAGACAGAUUGGAGGUACAGCGGACACGAGCCGCUUCAAAUGCGUCUACAUCUUCGUCAGACCGGAAGAGCACAUUGAGUGUGCCGGAUGCACGGUCUAAGGGCCAUCAUAGCAUUGUAAAGUCUGAAACUCGCCCACGAUCAGUAUCCUUGAAUGGAAACUCGCCCAAAAUCUCGCCCAAAACCCAAGCUACCAGUGGGACUGAAGAUACCGACUCCAGUCUUGUUGUCAAACUGAAGUUUUCGAAAACGAAGGCGCCCACAGUCAAACAGAUCCUCCGCCUUCCUCCGAAGAGAACAAAUGCCGGGAAGCAAGAUCGGCAAGAUAGUUCUAAAGAUCCCCCGGAAGAGGUGGUACCUAAGCCUGCAGAUGGUGUCACAAUCAAGAAGAAACAAAUACCCAAAGUUGCAGCACGUCGACAUGAUUCCACAACGCCCAGUUCUACGCCGGCGCCCACGUCUAGCACUAGGCCAAUAGUCACUGUCACCAAGCCCCCCGAGAAGCGCUUACGUACUGACGACGAUGUGUCCUCGGUCGCCACCGCGAAACGUCAAAAGGUCCAGUCCAGCCAAGAUGGGCCGGUCACCCCUGCUCGACAGACUGUAUCUUCUCCAGCAUUGUCGAAUAAGUCUAGCGCACAGAAAAGCCAAUCCCAAUAUGGAACUCCAAAGAAAGAUCCCAAGGCAAUCGGUAUGCUGCGGACGAACUCGACUGAGAGUUAUGAUGCGACCCCUGGUCGUUCUGGCGCAACUCCCGCAGGGGCAAGGAUCGACGCAAAGGCCGGACCUACGUCUGCCCCGUUGAACGGCAAGAAGCAGGCUGAUAUAUCAUUGCUAGCCCAGACAUCAAUGAAGCUGAACCAAAUGGGACGCGCGCUCAAGCACGAAGCUACCAAGAUCCUCACUACAGCAGGCAACAAGCUCACCAAGCAAGAUGAGAAGCGUGCGGCCGUCAUCAACUUGGAGUGCAUCUUAUCUUACAUGGCAGCAUACUACGCUCAAGAUCUGUCACUAAACCUCCGUGGUCGGGCCGGAGAAGUCGAGCAAACCUGGAAGACGCUACUGCCAUUGUGUCUGUCUUAUGCUCGCAGCACAAAAGAAUUCAAGCACCUCGAUGGCCUCCGCUCUUAUCUCAGCUCCGUCAUCGCAUCUGCAAUCUGUACACAUGUCUCACAGCGCGCUGCCAACACGAGACCCCCCGAUUUCUCCCAGGAUAUCGCCCACGCCGAACUCGCGAAACAGCACGCCGCCCUAGCAGAGAACUUUGCUCUUCUAUCCGACCAUACAACGAAGAUGCACCGCCACUACCAAGAAGCUCGCGUUGCACUACCAAUGGAAGAUCUACAGAGCACCUACAGGAAAACCUACGCUGCGCGAGAGGCAAACGCCAAACUUGCUGGAGAGCCAGAAAAGGUCAGUGGCGCACGCAUGUCGGGACCUUACUUUCUUCCUAUAUCGACGGAUACAACUGCUAUUCAGGCAGUACGCUUCGGCCUCAAGUUUCUCAGCGAAUACUGUGAAAAGGAGAAACUCGAAUACAGCCUGCGCGUCAAUCUUGACAAGCCCGAGUAAUGCUCAAGGCUGCCUCGAUUCCCGCCACUAUCAACCUACACACUGCCAACAUGUCCUCACACAUCCUACUAGACACUCGAUUGCUUUCCCAUCUAGCGUUUGGCGUCAUCGACUCUACUGGCGGCAAACCUUUCAACUUACGGCCAAAAUUUCCUUUUGCAAACACAUAUACGUUUUUGUAUAUUGGCGUUCAUCACGGUAUCCUAUUUUUUUUAUUUUUUUUGCUUUGCCUGCGACUGGGGAAACGGGUUCGGUUCGGACUGUAUCUUGCACAGUGAUACCCGUGAGGUGGGGACUGGACGAUUUUUACUUUUUCUUCGCCCAGGACCUGCCUCCACUGCUUUAUGCUUUUGCCCAUUUACUUUUCGACAUGAGGGGGGGA